AGAGGGAUAUAGAAGAAGCAAGCGUUCCAAUCAUCAGAGAAGAAACAAUAGAAGAAGAAGAAAGAAGAAGCAACGAAACCCUCACUCUUUGUCUUCUAAGCGUCUUUGACUAUCUUUCUCUGAAAAUUAGGGUUUGGGUUUCGAUCCUUUCUUCAACACAUUUCGCUUUCGAGGCUUUUAGGGUUUCCUAUUUUUCUCAUUGGACCGUUGUUAUCUAGGUCUAACUAGUUAAAGAGUUCCAUUUCGAUUCUCUAUAAAUCUGUACAUACUGUUACUCGAUUUCUUCUCCUCAAACAUCUCUGUAAUUUUCUCUACGCCGUUUCUUAUUUCGUUUUUUGUUUUUUAUUUUCAUUUUCUAUUCUUUUGAUCUGUUCUUUGCUUGGAUCCUCGGAAAUUAAAUUAGGGUUCCGGCUGAUUUAUAUGAAUUCUGGAAACCUUUUAACAUUCUGAUCUGAAAUUUGACCUUUGAUAAACGGGAAAGGCGGGGGCAAAGGGGAACUUUAUUUUUUGUGUUGUCGAUCAUGGCGGUACCCACGAUCGCGCUCUAUGCGAGCCCGCCGAGUAGCGUCUGCUCGACCCCGCACCCUUGUUCGAUCAAUUCCUACGGUUCUUCUGAUUAUGAAUUGAACCCUCGGCCUCCGUCUUCAACGUCUUCGUCGACCUCUUCGGCGCAGAAGCCAAUUGUUGGUGGGCUUUCCUGCCUAUUUUCUUCACCGUCCGUGCGGCAUGCCUCAUCGUCAAGCUUCUCUGGUGGUGGAGAUGAUCUUGGGGGAGCUCUAUGGCACGACAGAGGGGAGGAAUUGAGUAGCUCUUUCUGUUACUCGCCUUACUCGUCUCUCAGCUCUUCGCUCAAAUGUAGAGAUCAGAGCCCUGUAUCCGUAUUUCAAGGCCCGGUUUCCUGUAGCAGUGGUGGUGUCGGUUCUUCUAGAAGCCCACCUAUGAGGAUUGCCCGUGACCGGAGCCUGGAUUUGCAUCGAGCCGGAAGGGAUGGCCUCUUCAAUGGCUUCGUCCGGAACGCCUUGGGUUCUUGCCUCGACUAUGACUCUCCUAGCUUUCCCAUGCCCGGUGGCCUUGACGAAGAUUCUUCUGUCACAGUUGUAGACGAAUUUACCUUCAACAUGGAAGAUAAUUUCACGGAGGUGAGUUGCGAACCAUAUGCCAAAGAGUUGCUUUUGGGUGCGCAAUUGAGGCAUAAGAUAUUCUACGAUGACCUUGUUGUUAAGGCAUUUUAUGAAGCGGAGAAAGCUCACAGGGGGCAGAUGCGGGCCAGUGGGGAUCCAUAUUUGCAGCAUUGCGUUGAAACCGCAGUUCUGCUUGCAACAAUUGGUGCUAAUUCCACAGUCGUAGCAGCAGGCCUUCUGCACGACACGCUUGACGAUUCUUUUAUGAGUUACGAUUAUAUUCUACGGACAUUCGGCGUUGGAGUUGCUGAUUUGGUUGAAGGGGUAUCAAAGCUAAGCCAGUUGAGCAAGCUUGCACGUGAAAACAAUACUGCAAGUAAGACUAUUGAGGCAGAUCGUUUGCAUACCAUGUUUCUUGCAAUGGCAGAUGCUAGAGCUGUUCUCAUAAAAUUGGCCGACCGGCUGCAUAACAUGAUUACCUUGGGAGCACUUCCUUUCUCCAAGCAACAAAGGUUUGCAAAGGAAACACUGGAGAUAUUUGCUCCUUUAGCCAACCGUCUUGGGAUCUCAAGUUGGAAAGAGCAGCUGGAGAACUUGUGUUUUAAGCACCUCAACCCAGAUCAGCAUAAAGAACUCUCGUCAAAACUUGUGAAGUCCCUAGAUGAUGCAAUGAUCACUUCAGCUAGAGAGAAAUUGGAGCAAGCUCUGAAGGAUGGAGCAGUUCCUUAUCAUGUUCUGUCUGGGAGACACAAGAGCUUGUACAGCAUUUACUGCAAGAUGCUAAAAAAGAAGCUAACAAUGGAUGAAAUCCAUGACAUUCAUGGGCUGCGUUUGAUCCUCGAGAAUGAGGAAGACUGUUACACGGCAUUAAGAAUUGUACAUGAUUUAUGGCCUCAAGUACCUGGAAAACUCAAGGACUACAUAGCCAAUCCCAAAUUCAAUGGGUACCAAUCUCUUCACACGGUGGUGAUGGGUGAAGAUAUGGUUCCAUUGGAAGUCCAGAUCCGAACUAAGGAGAUGCAUUUGCAGGCAGAAUUUGGAUUUGCUUCUCAUUGGCGGUACAAGGAAGGGGACUGUAAGCACUCCGCCUUUGUACUUCAGAUGGUGGAGUGGGCCCGGUGGGUAAUAACAUGGCAAUGCGAGACUUUGGGGAAGGAUCAGACAUCAUCCAUUGGGAAUGCCAAUUCCAUCAGGCCCCCUUGUCCCUUUCCUUGUCAUUCCAACGAUUGCCCAUAUUCCUAUACACCUCACUGUGGAGAAGAUGGCCCAAUUUUUGUCAUCAUGAUGGAGAACGAGAAGAUGUCUGUGCAGGAGUUUCCAGCAAACUCAACAGUGAUGGAUCUGCUGGAGAGAGGCGGGCGUGCAAGCUCGCAAUGGAACCCGUAUGGGUUCUCCGUUAAGGAAGAGCUGAGACCUAGAUUGAACAAUGAACCUGUGAAUGACGCAACUCGCAAGCUGAAGAUGGGGGAUGUAGUGGAGCUGACCCCAGCCAUACCAGAUAAAUACUUGACUGAGUACAGGGAAGAGAUCCAACGCAUGUAUGACCGUGGCUCAACCAUGUCAAGCAGAGGGGCUUUUCGGUAGGGCUUGGUGGUGGAUUUGACCCUAAUACACCUACCUAUUUAUAUUUUAUGAUAUAUAAGCUCCCUCAAUUGUUUCCUUGUAAAUAUAAAUGGAAUAUUUUUGUACAGAACAGCAUUGUGGUUCUUUACUGCCCUGAGGAUCAAGCAAUGACUAACUGGAUUCAUCAAGGUAGGGUUUAGUUGAUU
Nelumbo nucifera (sacred lotus) is the source of this 2890-nucleotide messenger RNA. Its product is annotated as putative GTP diphosphokinase RSH2, chloroplastic. NCBI's taxonomy places the organism in Eukaryota, Viridiplantae, Streptophyta, Magnoliopsida, Proteales, Nelumbonaceae. The record is from RefSeq and is a predicted model, not a curated record. Gene Ontology annotation, cellular component: chloroplast. Gene Ontology annotation, biological process: guanosine tetraphosphate metabolic process.